GCCCGCUCCCUGUCCCCGCCCCCGGCGCGGCUCCGCCCGCCGCCCGCGGGCGCUGCGGGAUGGGCGGCGGGAGCGGGGAGCCGUGGCCCGGCUGACGGCGCGUCGGGGCGGCCCCUCCCGGGGCAGAGCUGGUCGAGGGGAAUGUCUUACUGGCUCCACUCAGAAAGCCAUUUGGAUACUGGGCCGAUCUAUGUGCGUGAAAAUGGGAAGCUGCAUGUGGUAAAUCAGGGUGCAGGCGGCAUACAGCAUGUCACUUCCAAAACAAGACCUUUUAGGCUGUUUUCCAGAGGAUUUUCAGUGGAGCUGUGUAUGAACAGGGAGGAUGAUAGGGCACGGAGGCAGAGGACUGAUCAUUUCAUCUUCACGUACACUAAGGAGGGGAACCUCCGCUACUCGGCCAAGUCUCUCUUCAGCCUGGUGCUGGGUUACAUUUCUGACAAUGUUGAUCACAUUGACUCCUUGAUUGGUUUCCCAGAGCAGAUUGCUGAAAAGCUCUUUUCAGCCGCGGAAGCAAGACAGAAGUUCACAGAACCAGUAACGGGACUGAGAGCUCUGCAGAAGUUUACUGAAGCGUAUGGCAGUUUGGUGCUGUGUUCAUUAUGCCUGAGGAACAGAUACCUGGUUAUCUCUGAAAAGCUAGAAGAAAUUAAGUCUUUCCGUGAGCUGACAUGUUUGGAUCUCUCCUGUUGUAAACUUGGAGAUGAACACGAGCUGCUGGAACAUCUCACCAAAGAGGCUCUGUCUAGUGUAAAACAGCUUCUCCUGAAAGACAACUCUUUAUCAGAUGCAGGCCUUCGCAGGAUGACAGCACCAGUCCGAGUGUUGAAAAAGGGACUUGAGAACCUUUUGGUAUUAGACUUGUCUUGUAACCCUAAAAUCACAGAUGUGGGAAUUGGAUACCUUCUUUCUUUCAAGAAAUUGAAUUGUUUGGACAUUUCUGGGACAGGUCUCAAGGAUGUUAAGGCUGUCAUUAAGCGGCUCCAAAUGCAGAUAGGCCUGGUCCACUCAGAAGUGCCUCUGAAAGAAUUUGAUCAUAGCAACUGCAAAACAGAGGGAUGGGCAGAACAGACUGUGUUGCAGUGGGAGCAGGCAGCUAUGGAGGCCAUCAAACCACAAGACGACUUGAGAUCCAGAGCAGCAGCUCUGCGCUUCUAUGGCAAGACACACAGAAUAGAGGAAGUAGUCAAAUGCAAACUGGUGGAGGCAGAAACAAAAGCAUCUGGAAACUUGCAGUUUUAUAAGGAAAAAGUUCCAAAUUGCCAUUUACCUUUGAAAAAGGAGGCUGUGGGCAGCCGCGAAUUAAAGAGCAACAAAAAAAGAGCUUUGGCUGAACAAGAGAGAGAAAGGACUUCCAAACAGAAGCAUCUGUGCCUCACUGUGGAGGACUGGGAUUUGUUAAAUACCUACUGAGUCAGAAAGAAGUGGGUCUUUUGUUUGUUGUUUUCUUGCUGAUGACAGAAUUUAGGCACAUUGAGAGGGGGAAACAAAGGAGACUGGUAUUGUUAACUCUGGCUGCUGUGAUGGGCUUGUGGGUUAACCUAUGCUUGGGGAGGGGUAGAGUCAAGGAGAAGGUUGACGAUACUACUGUAUAUUUUCAAUACAUAAUAAUUUUUUCAAAUAAAGCUUUUUGUUGUCAUCCUUAA
Molecule: messenger RNA, 1643 nt
Organism: Pezoporus occidentalis (night parrot)
Lineage: Eukaryota; Metazoa; Chordata; Aves; Psittaciformes; Psittacidae
Gene: LRRC42
Product: leucine rich repeat containing 42
Exons: 8
Coding region: 142-1410 (422 amino acids)
Molecular function (GO): protein binding
Source: RefSeq, a predicted model, not a curated record